Hippopotamus amphibius kiboko is the source of this 1535-nucleotide messenger RNA. It is a transcript of the gene RTP3, whose product is annotated as receptor transporter protein 3. Gene Ontology annotation, biological process: protein insertion into membrane; detection of chemical stimulus involved in sensory perception of bitter taste; protein targeting to membrane. Lineage: Eukaryota; Metazoa; Chordata; Mammalia; Artiodactyla; Hippopotamidae. Gene Ontology annotation, molecular function: olfactory receptor binding. Gene Ontology annotation, cellular component: cytoplasm. The record is from RefSeq and is a predicted model, not a curated record. The transcript has 2 exons. Bases 114 to 983 code for a protein of 289 amino acids.
AGGGGAGAGCGAGUCUGAACCCUCGCUCUCUAAAGUGGGAAACCUCAUGUCCUGCUCCAGAUCCGUCAGAGCCUAGGAGACACCGUUUCACCCAGCUCACCAAGGCAGUGGUGAUGGGUCAGGACAUGAAGGUGUGGAAGCAAGUGUUCCAGGAAUUAAUUCGGGAGGUGAAACCAUGGCAUACGUGGAAACUGACACUAGACAAAAACCUUCUUCCUAACAUCCUGAAGCCAGGGUGGAAGCAAUACCAGCAGUGGACAUUCGCCAGGUUCCAGUGCUCCUCGUGCUCUCGAAAUUGGGCCUCUGCCCAAGUUCAGGUCCUUUUCCACAUGCACUGGAGUGAGGGGGAAUCCAGGGGCCAGGUGAAGAUGAGGGUCUUUGCCCAGAGAUGUCAGAAGUGCUCCCAGGCUUCGUUUGAGGUUCCCAAGUUCACAGAGGAGAACAUCUCAAGGAUUCUGAACAACCUGGUGUUGCAAAUUCUGAAGAAAUGCUAUAGAGAAGGAUUUAUGUUGGAGGACAUUCCUAUGAUCAAGGAAAUCUCUCUUGAAGGGCCACAUGACAGUAACAAUUGCGAGGCAUGUCUUCAUGGCUUUUGUGCCCAGAGUGAGUUAGGUCCGGUCUCACUAAUAUCCCUAUUACCUCCCACAAGAAGCUCAACCAUCCUCGGGAUCACCACCGAAACGCCUUCUCCCACGAGGAGUAGCACCAGAGGGGAUGCAGUGAAGAAAAAGAAAGUAUUACCCAGACCGUGGUUUCCUAAGCCCGCACGAGCUGAGAGCCUCCCCACUUCCUGGAGCCCGAGAGCAAACACCGACUUCCAGGCGGAGAGAAGAGACAACAACUUCGACAACUGCACUUUCAAUUCGUACACAGCCCAGCCUACCAGGAGCUUAGGUGUGAAUUGCUGCUGCUGCUCCUGCUGCCUCAUCCUAAUCAUCAUCCUAAUCGUCAUCAUUGUAACUGUGGUAAAAACCACCAUCUGAGCCUAGAAAGCAUGAUGCUGAGUUUAAAAAAUCAGACACACAGUCAUCUAUCGUAUGAUCCCAUUGCUACAAAAUAUUCAGAAUAGGCAAAUCUAGAGACAGGAAGUAGAUUUAUGGUCACCCAUCAAGGGACUGUGGGGAGAAGGGAAAUGGGGAGCAACUGCUUAAUUGGUAAGGGUUUUAGGGGCUGACGAAAAUAUUUUAGACAUGAUGGUUGCACAACACUGUGAAUGCACCAAAUGCCAUCGAUUUGUCCACUUUAAAUUGGUUAAUGUAAUGUAAAUUUCACCUCAAUUAAAAAAAAAAAGGAACGCUGCCAUUUCAUUCAUUCUCUAGAGGACCGAGACUGAGGCGCUUAUAGCUCCCAGAACCACUUAGAAAUCUUACGAAACCUGGGGGCCCUCUCACCAGAAAAUUUUGCACAGACCCACUGAUGCCAAUCUGAGGAGGCAUUUGCAGUCCAAAGCAUUAGCCUGAAAACCCGGCUUCUAGAGCAAUGGUCUCCACCAAGGAGUGACACGCAGCUGAGGGCUGAGGCAGGACCAUCCACCA